Macrosteles quadrilineatus (aster leafhopper) is the source of this 2075-nucleotide messenger RNA. RefSeq names its product sodium-independent sulfate anion transporter-like. Gene Ontology annotation, biological process: transmembrane transport. The transcript has 13 exons. Gene Ontology annotation, molecular function: sulfate transmembrane transporter activity. The record is from RefSeq and is a predicted model, not a curated record. Gene Ontology annotation, cellular component: membrane. Lineage: Eukaryota; Metazoa; Arthropoda; Insecta; Hemiptera; Cicadellidae. The coding region runs from base 51 to 1946 and encodes 631 amino acids.
CGUAGCCGUACAGAUAGCUUUGGUGAGCCUUGGAGCCUACAGGUCUGACCAUGGCUAGGAACUCUACAGAUCAUAAAUCUCAAAAUGAAGAAGAGGAACGUAAAGAUCAAAAUUGGCUGAGGACUGUCAGCAGUGCUGUCCACCAUCGCAUUCCUAUCACAAGAUGGAUCUGGGACUACAGCCGGAUGGACGCAGUGUCCGAUGUUAUUGCAGGAGUCACCCUUGGACUGACAUUGAUCCCGCAGAGCAUCGCGUACUCUUCAUUAGCUGGUGUGCCUCCACAGUACGGCCUCAACUCAGCGUUCAUGGGUUGUUUUGUGUACGUGUUGUUCGGCACAAUCAAGGAAGUGUCUAUUGGCCCCACCUCACUGAUGGCUCUACUUACGGCUGAAUACACAGGACACCUCACUCCACAGUUUGUAGUUGCUUUGUGUUUCUACGUCGGUUGCGUUGAGUUCCUCAUGGGUGUGCUUAAACUGGGUUUUCUGGUAGAUUUUAUCUCCAUCCCGGUAACGUCAGGGUUCCAAACAGCCACUUCUGUCAUCAUCAUUGUGUCUCAGAUGAAAGGCAUUCUGGGUGUCCGGUUCAAAUCUUGCAGUUUCCUUGACAACGUUCAUCAGCUGUUUAUACACUUCAAGGAGACACAAUUCUCUGCUGAUUUUUUGCUUGGAGUCAGCUGUAUUGUUUUUCUAUUACUGUUGAGAAAAGUCAAAGAUCUUCCAAUCGCAGAGGACACAACGUUUAAGCGAGUUCUGAAGCAAGUUUUGUGGUUUGCGUCUACGGCCAGAAACUUUCUUGCUGUGGUCAUCUCUGCAGGAAUCGCUUACUACUGUGAGACUUACGUCGGGAAAGUCCCAUUCAUGCUUUCACGAGGUGUAAAGCCGGGUCUUCCCCCUCUUGCGUUCCCCAACCUUACUCCAACCUUUAACAACCACACAUACACGGUAACAGAGACGGUAGAGGAGCUAGGACUGGGUAUCUUCAUCAUCCCCACAGUGGCAGUGCUGGCCAAUGUGGCCAUAGCCAAGGCUUUCAUCACAGGAGGCACGAUCGAUGCAACCCAGGAAAUGUUGACACUCAGUUUUUGCAACAUUCUCGGCUCCAUGGUACAGUCAAUGCCGACCUGUGGUGCCUUUACACGCAGCGCUGUAGCUAGCGCCAGUGGCAUACGGACGCCAUUAGCCGGCCUGUACAGUGGUAUACUCACGAUGCUUGCGCUCACUUUUCUCACCCCAUACUUCCACUUGAUACCUCGAGCCACUCUUUCAGCUGUGCUUAUUUCCGCCGUACUGUUCCUCAUAGACUACCAGAUCUUAUGGCCCCUGUGGAAGACCAAUAAGCGUGAGCUGUGUAUUGUGUUGGUAACACUGGUGUCUUGUCUGGGGCUUGGCGUAGAGAUGGGAUUGCUACUGGGAGUUAUCUGUAAUGUUGGUCACCUGAUAUACGUUUGGGCCCGACCUCACAUCGCUGUCAGUACGAGGAAGGUCUAUCUCAACCAUGGAGUGAUGGAGUAUGUCCUGGUAGCUCCCUCCAUCGGGAUGUUCUUCCCAUCUGUUGAUGUCGUCUCCAAUCACUUGCUAGAGGCAGGUUUGCAGCAGGGAGGGGGGAGACACCCAGUUGUCUUGGACUGUACUCACUUCACAUCUUUGGACUACACAGCAGCAAAGGCUUUGUGCACUUUGAUGAAAGACUUCAACAAGCGCAACCAGCAUCUGGUGUUGAUGAAUGCGUCCCCGAAGAUGAUCAAACGGUUCCGCCACGUUGGAUGCAAGAACAUCAAGUGUUGCAGGGCUGAAUCAGACUUGGAGGGUGUUGUAGGAGUCAUUCCUAUAGGAAAUAGUAACUCAAGGACACCUCUGGAGAACACGAAAGAAAAUAACAGACAUGAGGUGAUCCCUCUCAUGGACCAGAGAAGCAGCAGCAUAGAAGUUACUGAGAAGUUAUGACAAAAGACCAACCAAGAAGACAAGGGGUAGCUGAACACUCAGGAUGGUCGUGGAGAAAUAAGUGAAAAAUGAACUCAUAUCUUGGGAUGAGUUGUUUUAUAAAAAAAAUACAAAAAUGUUCCUUUUUCA